Messenger RNA from Daucus carota subsp. sativus, 2711 nucleotides. RefSeq names its product dolichyl-diphosphooligosaccharide--protein glycosyltransferase subunit STT3B. The record is from RefSeq and is a predicted model, not a curated record. NCBI's taxonomy places the organism in Eukaryota, Viridiplantae, Streptophyta, Magnoliopsida, Apiales, Apiaceae. Gene Ontology annotation, molecular function: oligosaccharyl transferase activity. Gene Ontology annotation, cellular component: membrane. Bases 216 to 2429 code for a protein of 737 amino acids. The transcript is spliced from 6 exons.
ACCCAAAUUUAUUCUGGAAAUCCGUAUGAGAUCCAAAAACCCACACCUAUACCCACACACAGUGAACACACACAAAUAUAGGUCUUCUCUGUCAUUUCUUCCCCAAAACAAGAACCCAGAUGAAAAACCCCAAAAUCUAAACACACCCCACUUCAUUAUUCUCUCCAAGAUCCAACCUUUCUUGAUCUUUUUCAAAUUUCAUCAAAAUUUUCACUAUGGUGUCCAAAUCAGACACCCCAAACGGUGUCGUAAAGCCAGAUCUAACACCACCCACAACCAUACUCUCAUCAAUUUUGUCACUCAAAACUCUCAAGCUCAAAACAAAGCAGAAAGAGCUGUUGAUUCGGGUAUCAAUCCUCUGUCUUGUGUACAUUUUAGCUUUUAUUACAAGAUUGUUCAGUGUGCUUCGUUACGAAUCUAUGAUCCAUGAAUUUGAUCCUUAUUUUAAUUAUAGAACUACUCUUUAUUUGACUGAGAAAGGGUUUUAUGAGUUUUGGAAUUGGUUUGAUUCUGAGAGCUGGUACCCACUUGGUAGGAUCAUUGGUGGGACCCUCUACCCUGGCCUUAUGGUUACCGCUGCUUUAAUUUAUUGGGGUUUGAGGUUCUUGAGUUUUGCUGUUCACAUUCGUGAGGUUUGUGUGCUGACUGCCCCGUUUUUCGCCUCCAAUACGACGUUGGUUGCUUACUUUUUUGGUAAGGAGUUGUGGGAUUCUGGAGCUGGGUUGGUGGCUGCGGCCUUGAUUGCAAUUUGCCCGGGGUACAUUUCGAGGUCUGUGGCAGGUUCUUAUGAUAAUGAGGCUGUGGCUAUAUUUGCAUUGUUGACUACAUUCUUUUUGUUUGUUAAGGCUGUGAAAUUGGGGUCACUUGCAUGGGGUUUGGCUUCAGCGUUUGGGUAUUUUUACAUGGUUUCAGCUUGGGGUGGAUAUGUGUUUAUUAUUAAUUUGAUUCCGCUAUAUGUGUUGGUAUUGUUGAUUACUGGGAGAUAUUCGAUGAGAUUGUAUGUUGCAUAUAAUAGUAUGUAUAUUUUGGGGAUGCUGCUGGCAAUGCAGAUUCGGUUUGUCGGGUUUCAGCAUGUGCAGUCAGGGGAACAUAUGGCUGCAAUGGGGGUGUUUUUCUUGAUGCAGGUCUUUUACUUCUUAGAUUGGGUCAAGCAUCAACUUAAUGAUACAAAGCUGUUUCAAGCCUUUUUGAGGAUAACUGUAACAUGCGCAGUGGGCGUAGGUGCUGUUGCUUUGGGAGUUGGCACUGCAUCUGGGUACAUCUCCCCUUGGACAGGUCGAUUUUACUCCCUGCUGGAUCCAACUUAUGCUAAAGAUCAUAUACCCAUAAUUGCCUCUGUAUCUGAGCAUCAACCAACGGCUUGGUCAUCAUUCAUGUUUGAUUAUCAUAUCCUGCUUUUCCUUUUCCCGGCGGGGCUCUAUUUCUGCUUCAAGCGGUUGUCAGAUGCCACCAUAUUUAUUGUGAUGUAUGGUCUUACAAGCAUGUAUUUUGCCGGAGUCAUGGUUCGGUUGAUUCUAGUUGCUACACCUGCAGUAUGCCUUAUUAGUGCUAUUGCAGUCUCAGCCACAAUUAAAAAUUUAACUCAGCUGUUAAGGGCGAAGAACAAAGUUGCAGUCUCUGCUUCUGGUAAAAGUUCAAGUGGCACAAAGGGUUCUUCUAAGGGUUUGGGCGAUCAAUCUCUUCCUUUCCAGAAGAAUGGGUCUAUAGCAUUGCUUGUGGGUGUCUUUUACUUGCUUAGUAGAUAUGCUAUACAUUGUACUUGGGUCACAUCAGAAGCAUAUUCAUCUCCGUCCAUUGUCUUGGCUGCAAGGGGUCACAAUGGCCAAAGGGUCAUUUUUGAUGAUUAUCGUGAAGCGUACUUUUGGCUUAGGCAGAAUACACCUCAGGAUGCCAAGAUUAUGUCCUGGUGGGAUUAUGGAUAUCAAAUCACUGCUAUGGGAAACAGAACUGUGAUUGUGGAUAAUAACACCUGGAACAAUACCCACAUAGCUACAGUUGGACGUGCAAUGUCUUCGUAUGAAGAUGAAGCAUAUGAGAUAAUGAGAUCGCUGGAUGUUGAUUAUGUGUUGGUUGUUUUUGGAGGUGUUACUGGUUAUUCCUCUGAUGAUAUCAACAAAUUUUUGUGGAUGGUGAGAAUUGGAGGUGGUGUCUUCCCUGUCAUCAAGGAACCUGAUUAUCUUGUUAAUGGAGAGUAUCGAGUUGACAAAGGUGCAGCUCCAAAGAUGCUGAAUUGUCUCAUGUACAAACUUUGCUACUAUCGGUUUGGAGAGUUGACAACUGAAUAUGGCAAACCUACUGGGUAUGAUAGAGCCAGAGGAGUUGAAAUUGGAAAUAAAGAUAUAAAACUUGAGCACUUAGAAGAGGCAUUCACGACAUCUAACUGGAUAGUAAGAAUUUACAAAGUUAAACCACCGAACAAUAGGUGGUAAUAAAUAGCUUUUUCUCUGUAUGUGCGGGAUAGGAAAGGAACUUCAGGUAUAUUAUGAGUAUCUAGUAUUUUAAGAUAGGGAGAGAACUGCCUUUGCUAAGUUUCAAUACGUAACAUCCGUGGGGUCUCUUGAUUUCUUCUUCCAGAUUGAUGAUAGUGCCCCUUUGCUUUGUCAUAUUAUGUUACUCGUUUUUCCCAGAAUGUUACAGCAAAGUAGUUGCAUUAGUUUCUUGCGUGUUCUUAACAUUUUUAAUUUACAAUAUUGAGAAGAUUUCCGACUUCA